AUGGACCAUGCACGCAUUCUAAGUUUUCUAAACUCUUUACAGAAAUAAGCUUGUACUCAAUAAAUGGAUAAUGCACAAUGUCCCAAGGAAUCUUUGAAGAGUUUAUAUGAGAAAUUCACGAAAGAAUAUUCAUUGCAAAGAGCUAGGGUAAGAAAUUAUGGGAUUAUUAAUUUAGACCUUGAGUAGAGAAGAGAGGGUGGCCAAUCAUUUGACAUCCAAUUCUCUUUCGUAUGGGGAAAUAGUAAGUAAAUAUGCUUAAAACAAAAGGAAUUCACAUCUUUAUCUGUGGUCUUCCAAUAGGUUUCACCAAAGAAAGGGGGAGUCUUUUAUGAUUUAGGCAGUGGCAUUGGUAAGAGUGUGAUUGCUGCAUCAUUGAUGCAUUAAUUCGAUAUUUGUAAAGGCAUUGAAUUUUUGCAUUCUUUGCAUGAGCAAGCUUGCAAACUAAAGUAGGAAGUGGAAAAACAGAAAUCUCUAAUUGAAGAAGAAAUGGAAUAAAUUGGAAUUAAAGAUUAUCAUUAACCCAAAAUCGAAUUUAUCAAUGGAGAUUUCCAAGAGUUGGAUUGGAGUGAUGGCACCUUCUUGUUUGCUUCAACUACUUGUUUCGAACCAGAUCUAAUGAACCAAUUGAGUAAAAAGGCUGAAGAUUUGAAGGAGGGAUCUUAUUUCAUUACUGUUACUAAAACACUGGAACCCUAGACUUGUUGGGAUCUAAUCAAGUCUAUUUAGGUGUAAUUGUCUUGGGGCAAAAGAAAAUGA
Paramecium tetraurelia is the source of this 756-nucleotide messenger RNA. RefSeq lists its product as uncharacterized. Lineage: Eukaryota; Ciliophora; Oligohymenophorea; Peniculida; Parameciidae. The transcript has 3 exons. Gene Ontology annotation, molecular function: histone H3K79 methyltransferase activity. The record is from RefSeq and is a predicted model, not a curated record. Gene Ontology annotation, biological process: regulation of cell cycle.